Messenger RNA from Mesorhabditis spiculigera, 2703 nucleotides. Lineage: Eukaryota; Metazoa; Nematoda; Chromadorea; Rhabditida; Rhabditidae. The record is from the annotation of a GenBank genome assembly.
AUGGAAAUCCGCCGACGGGUGCCCGCCGGCUACGAUGCCGCGAGCGAGAAGCUUGUUUAUGCAAGCCAGACCGAGACGGUCGAUUUCGAGCCGGAAAAGCUUGAAGUGACAAACCUCGGCUUCCGUCAUUGGUUCCUGCUGGUCGUCUUUGUCGCCGGUAUCUAUGGCGGUGUCAUCUAUUUGCACAGGCGCAUGCCUCCGGUCGUUGACGACGUUCACUUCAACCAGUUUUCCGAGACUCACGCUAGAGCCCUGCUGAAGGAACUGACGGCCAUCGGUCCACGCCCGAGCGGUUCGGAUAGUCUUGAACGUGCCGCCCUUAAUCUACUGCUACGCCAGCUUGAUGCCGUUGAAAGCAAUGUCACCGCGAUCGGCGUCAAUCGCGUCGAGCGUGACGUGCAACGCCCCACCGGAUGCUUCGACCUGAAAUUUCUCUCCAGCUUCACGCUGUGUUAUGAGAAGGUGACGAAUCUGGUUGUGCGCAUUGGAAGCAAGGGAAAGCCAUCUGACAGCGCCCUGUUGUUGAACUGCCACUUCGACACGAUGCCUGAUACGCCUGGAGCCACUGAUGAUGGGGUCUCUUGCGCCAUCAUGAUGGAGAUUCUCAACGUUUUGGCCCAUUCAAAGGAACCGCUUGAAAAUGAUGUUAUUUUCCUCUUCAACGGAGCCGAAGAGAAUUUCCUCCAAGGCGCUCAUGGAUUCAUCGAACAGCACCCAUGGCGUCAUUCUAUCAAGGCCUUCAUCAACCUCGAGGGCACCGGUUCCGGAGGCCGCGAAAUCCUGUUCCAAGCUGGACCAGGAAAUUCAUGGCUGUUGCAAACUUACCUCGAGGCUGCCCCUCAUCCAUUUUGCUCAGUGCUUGCCCAAGAAGUAUUCCAAUCGGGCAUCAUCCCCUCGGACACCGAUUUCCGUAUCUUCCGCGAUCACGGCCGCGUUUCCGGACUGGACAUAGCCUACACCAAAAAUGGAUGGGUCUACCACACCGAAUUCGACGAGGAGUGGCGUAUCGAGCCUGGAGCCAUCCAACGCGCUGGAGAAAAUAUCCUGGCCGUGGUUCGGAAAAUCAUCACCUCCCCCUACCUACGCCAAGCCGCCGAUUUCGAUGAGGGUAAUCGCUGGGUGUUCUACGACGUCAUCGGCCUGUUCACCGUCUACUACACGGUUGCGGCCGCUCAAUGCUUCAACUACGCUGCCGCAUUCUUCGUCGUGGUCCUGGUGGCUUUCCGACUGAGGAAGGGAACUUACGGUUUCUCCGACAUCUUCGAGGCCCUGGUCCACCACUUGCUGGCUUUGAUCGCAAUGGUGUUGACGAUGGUUGCUGUUGUUACGGCGGUGAUCUCCCUGGACAUGGUGAUGUGUUGGUACGCUCUGCCCGAGACAAUCGGCGGUCUCUACGUGCUUCCCAUGCUGAUCGCCGGCGCUGCCACGCAUUCGUAUUUUGCGUCGACGACCAAGAUGCGCUCCGCUGAAAUGGCCCACUGCGACUCGGUGCUGCUGGUCUUCGCCUUCCUCCUGUUCGUGAUGACUGCCUCGAAAAUCGCGUCGGCUUUCUUCAUCUUCAACUACGUGCUCUUCCCGCUUCUGAAAGACCCGCUCAUCUGUCUGCUGGGCAUCUUUGGCAUUGUUGAGCACGUCACUCCAAAAGUCGUAUUCUACGCCCAAAUGGUCUGCUAUGCGCCGAUAAUCGUCUUCGCCGUCUAUGCCAUCUCGCAGUGCGUCGACUUCUUCGUGCCGGUGAUGGGCCGCCUCGGCAACGCCGUCAACCCCGAGCUCGUCAUGGCCCCUCUCGCGCUCGUCAUCGCCUACACGUUCAUCCUCUUUACGUCUAACUUGAUCUACAUAUCGCGCAAGAUGAACUACCUGAUCAAGCUGGCCCUGUGCGGGUUCUUGUUGUUCUUUGCCUGCCUGUCGAUGACGUCGCUCGGCUUCCCGUACAAGUAUUCCCAUGAGAACCCCAGACUUCGCCGGAUUAUUGCGCUGCAUGCCUCUCGUAGCGUCCACGACUUCUCGGGUGCCCGUACUGCUCAUGACACCGGGCUCUUCAUCCAAUCCUUGGACUAUCGCGGUGUGGCUGACCUUCCAGCCCAUUCUUUCCUCUCGGGCAGCGAGCCUCCAAAUUGCGAUCAUACCAAGGACGAAUAUUGUCAGCUGCCCUAUUAUACGGCCAUCCAUGAACUGUUCCCACCAAGUCACUCCCGCUGGAUCGCCGUCCCCGCCUACCCCAAGGUCCCGUACCCUAUCGAUGUGAAGCUGGUGGACCGCGAGCGAGUCGGCGACACGAAGCUGCGCCUCUAUUUUGAGCUUCGCGGCGGCUACGACAAGAUGUCGCUCCACGUGACCCCGCUCGGCAACUACGAGCUGUCCACCUGGUCGUUCACCCCGAUGAAUUUGGAGACGUUCGGGCGCCGCACCACCUACUUCGUCUUCAUGACGUACGGCGCCGAGCGCCCUGAAGUUCGGAAGUUCUGGAUUGAGCUUGAGGAUAACAAGUCGGCCACGCUGCCCGAUCACGAGAAGGAGCCGAGUCUUGAGCUGGCAGUGGCUUCACAUCAUGCUCAUGGUCCUCACCAACACUCCGAGACGCUGAUGCAGCUCCGCGAGUUGAUCAAGAGCCGUCGUCAGGGCCCGCAACAGGCCAUCGGCUGGUGGCGUUGGGGCAUCACCAUGGUUGGCGGCAACUCGGAGAUCGUCAUCCACAAAUAU